This is a messenger RNA of Cercospora beticola, 1128 nucleotides long. RefSeq lists its product as uncharacterized. NCBI's taxonomy places the organism in Eukaryota, Fungi, Ascomycota, Dothideomycetes, Mycosphaerellales, Mycosphaerellaceae. The record is from RefSeq and is a predicted model, not a curated record.
UUUGCUUCCAAUCUGAGACAGGUGUCACUGGACUCCAAGCAAGAACCAAACACGCGGACAAUUGCUCGUGACAAGGAUCUAGCGCACAACCCCUCUCUCAUAUUCCCAAUAUCGCUGAAGUCAGGUCUACUACCCAGUAUGGAAACCUCAUUGUUGAGCAGGUUGCCGGCAGAGCUGCGCAAUGCGAUCUACGAAUACACCCUGCUGGAAGGAGACAACGGACUCGAAACGAUAUACCUCGGCCGUGGCAGUCAGGACGAUGGCCUCGCGGCUUAUCCCAUGACCGACCAACACGAAGCGUCUCCUCUACUCAUUCGCGGUCUUCCUGCAGUCAGCAGACAACUACGAUGGGAGACACUGCCAGUGUACUACUCCAUCAAUCGAUUCUGUAUACAAACGGAGUAUCUCAAAAGCGAGCAAAAGAGCGAGGUCAUUGAGCAGAUACAAACAUGGGCGCAAAGGAUAGGCCAUGAACAGGCCCGAGAAAUGCGACAUGUCACCAUAAGCCUGGCGUCUUUCAAAGGGCAGCAGAGCCCACCGGUGUCCCUUAAUAUUGACUGGGACCAUAUGCGAAUAUUACGACAGCUCUUUCAUCCUCGCGGCAGGCUGGACAUUCGGUUCUAUUUGGACGGCACCAAGACAAAGACAGCGACGUUUACGCUAGGGUCGAGGAGGUCGAUUGAAGAGCAGCUCGAUCGUAUGGCGGAGGUUUGGUGCGGGAGGUGGCAGAAAACGCGGAAGUACAGUGAAUUGGAGGCGCAGAUGUUGGCGAGUCUGUAUAGAGCUGAGAUCGCGAAGUUGUUCGUCGAUAUGCCGGAUUAUGUGUAGGUAGUUGGCGUGAUUCAUUAGUCGAGAAGCGUCGUCGCGGGCGGUCGGCCUCGGCAGACUUGCAGCGUCCUCGCGUCAACGGAUGUCCGACACAGAUCUGCUCUUCUUGCUUCUUCGUGUUAUCAAUUCACUUCAUCUCAUCUCGUAGGCACUUUCGUUAUCUGUCGCCGUCUGCGAAUACCUGCGCGGCGAAGUACGAGUGAUGGCGCAGAGACCGAGACGUCUCCGUCCCACGCUGCCGUGAUCCGGGCCAGCUUGAGCUUGCUUCACCCGGCCAUCCAGGCAACUCGCGUUCCAUGC